Molecule: messenger RNA, 3769 nt
Organism: Myiozetetes cayanensis
Lineage: Eukaryota; Metazoa; Chordata; Aves; Passeriformes; Tyrannidae
Gene: PERP
Product: p53 apoptosis effector related to PMP22
Exons: 3
Coding region: 70-660 (196 amino acids)
Biological process (GO): cell-cell adhesion
Cellular component (GO): membrane; cell-cell junction
Source: RefSeq, a predicted model, not a curated record
GGCGGAGCGUCCCCGCUGCACCCCACCCGCGACGCCCGCGCUCGCUGCGCGCCCCGCCGGCCGGGCACGAUGGUGGUGUGCGGCCUCGCCUGCUGGAGGUGCAGGUGGCUCCUGCCACUGCUGCUGGGCCUGGCCAUCAUCAUGGGCAUCAUCGCCCUGGCGGGCCGGGGCUGGCUGGAGUCCGAGUCGGAGCCCUACGUGCAGCAAGCGUCGCUGUGGGAGAGCUGCACCCGGGGCGAGGAGGACCUCAACUGGAACUGCGAAUCCCUCAUGGACUACGGAUGGGGGAGAGCAGCAGCUGCCACAUACCUCGUUGGCUUUGUGAUCCUGGUCAUCUGUUUCGCUCUUGCAGUCAUUGCGUUCUCGAUCGAGAUACUCCGCUUCAACUUUGUGCGAGGAAUUGGAGGCUUGCUCUUUGUUGUUGCUGCAUUCCAGAUCAUUGGCUUGGUCAUUUACCCAGUGAAAUUCACAGAAGAUAUUCCACUGACAGGAGAUAAUAUGUUCAGCUGGGCCUAUGGUUUUGGCUGGGCCAGCACUGUCGUUGUUAUAGGUUGUGCUUUCUUCUUCUGCUGCCUCCCCAACUGGGAAGAUGAAGUCCUGGGAAACAUCAAGCCUACCUAUUACUACUCCUCCCCAGAGAGAGCACCAUACUUAAAUUGAAAGAUUAAGUCCAAGUACAGUCAACUGUCAAAACAACAGAGGAGUACCUAUGAUGUACAUCUGGUGUGAUUGUAGGAGACUGAAAAAAUCCCACCUUAUUUCACCAGAGCAUUUCUUAUUAUCCUGGUAAUAAAUUAGGAAAAACACUGGCAUAUUUAAGCAAAUAAUUUUUAUCUAAAGUAUUUAGUUACGUGUUCUCAUGUCAAUUCUGUUUCGGUGGUUUACUUGCUCCUUCCCCUCCCAACUAAUUAUUCAGACUUUUGCUUAUGAAUAAAGAUGAUUGUGUUUCAAGUGUAAAAAGGAAGAGGAUAGAUUUUAAACAACCCAUUAAUGGGUCCUGCAAGAGAUUUUUUUUUUUCACCUCUGACAAAAUUGCAUUAAAUGGAACUAGAAAAAAAGCAGCCUUCCAAAGAAUGUUUUUCUUCCAUCAAAGUCAGCCCCAAAGAAAGAACUUCCCUGAGACUGUCACAGUCACCUGUCACCUAAAAAUCUUUUCUUAUAUCUGUUACUGUACUGUUACUGACUAAAAGCUAUUUGAAUUAAGGGGAAAAUAAAAUUAAAAUUUAUUUUCCACCAGGUGAAGCUGUUAAACAGAGAUCUCUUCUAAAGCGUGGAGCUGGUGUGUAACAGUGGCUAAUGUAACACUGGUGGGUUUGUGGCCACAGCAGGACUUGUGAUGGAGUCACAGAUAUGUAUUUAAUAUAUGUUGUCGUAGAGACGAUCAAUAAAAUUUCAGAUGUUAAAAUUACAUAUAUUUUUACAUGUUUUUUUAGGGAUGCUGGUCUAGAAAAUAUCUUUGAGUAGAAACAUAAACUGUUCUAUUUGUCUACUUUUUUAAAGCUUCAGUGUUUUAAUUAUCAGUGUACUUUAGAGUGAAAUCUUAGUGUAAGGUAUCUGAAAACCUCCGAAAGUUUUUAACACUGUAGGUGCCUCAGUUUAGUAAACUUGGGGCUGUUUUAUGAGUCAUUAGGGGUAACAGGCAAAAACAGAUAAGCAGUUCUGUGAGCAGUUUAUGUAUGCAAACUUCAUACAGACAUCUGUGUCAGAGUAAUCUGGCUGGCUCCUAGUUUGUGUUUCUGCAGUCAGCAGUUCCAAAUAAGUAUUCCAGCAAAGCAGAGCUGUGUCUGUGUUGGUCAUGGACCUACAGCAUCUUACAGCAGAUUUAAUUAUGGUCUAUAAUCUUUGUUAGGGCUUUCUUCAGGGGAAGAAAGAAGAGGCUUAUUCUGUGAGCUCUUCUUCCAGCUUUGGGAGAAGCAGCUCUAGCAAAGGACAGGCUGAGGGGGGUACAGGGAGGAUGGAAAGCAAAGGCUGUGUGUUACUCUGUUAUUUCUUCUCUCAUGAACCCAGUACUAAAGGGAGAGUAAGUGUAUGGGUAUGUGUAUUCAUGCACAUGUACAAAAUAGAACAUAAAAAGCAUUAACCAACAUACUGUAAAGCUAAAGUAAUUUACAACUAAUAUUUUAUAAUGCUCAGUAUUUCUUGUACUAUAUAUUUUGUAGCUUUCCAUUUUGUAACACCUUUGUUAAUUUGAUAAUACUAUACAUUGAAUGUUAUCCUGUUUUGGAAAGGUCAUGUGACUCCUGAAGGUCCCUUCAAGGCCUAUUUUAUAAUUUUACAGGGCAUAAAUGUCUGCAGACUUCAGAAUUGUGUUAUGAGCUCAGUCGUGGCAUAUACAAUCAAGUGUAUUUGUGAUUCUUUUUGAAUAAGAGAAUUCUGUGAGAAAUGUGUCCCUUAAUUUUUUUUUCCCCUUUUCUGUACAGUACUGGUUUUGGGGAAUAUUGUGUAGACUUACCUGUAUCAUAAGUAAUGACAGUAGUUACUUCCAUCGAAUUCAAAACACAGCAGAGAAUCCCAAGUCUGGAAAAUUCUUAUACAGCUAAAGCUGAGAAGGAGGUAAAAAAAAAAAAGUAAGAAAAUGGACACCUUUCCUAAUGAGAGGGAGGAUGGUAUGGUAACCGGGUUUAGCACAAUUAAAGUCUUUGGUGUGCUUUCUUAUAAGCGGUGUCGUAACUUGUCAGAAAAGCACAGAUGUAAAAUAAAUUUGGCUCUAAAUGUACUGGGAGGGGUAGAAGCACAACCAGUGUGUUACACAAUUAAGAUGUUCCAGAGAAAGCUAUUGCAAAUAGUCAUUAAUUACUUUCAAGUGAUACUAAUGUAUGUGACACUCCCUUCAAAUGUGUCGGCUUGAUUAAAAAUGUUUUAACUUACGGUUCUAGAAACUUGUUUGUGGUUCAUGGGUUAAUUUCAUAAACUCAAUGAAGUAGUCAUUCUUUCCUUCUCUUAACGUGAAUAUCAGUAUCCAUAAAGUGUCGGAUUAAUAAAAUGAAGUUAAUGACCUCGUGUCCAGGAGGCUGCAACUUCAUUUUCCAGUCAAAUAAGCUUAGGUAUACAAUGCAAAACAUGUCUGUGCACUUUCUUUGGAAGUGCCAGGCAUAGAAUGUUCUUUGCUAAGCCAAAACCUCUUAAGUGCAUCACAGCUUAAGGGGGAACUCUAAACAUUUUAAGUACACAACAGUCUACAGGAGGAAAGGAUGUGGGAAGUCUGUUCUUUAUCAAAACUGUUCCAAGUGCCUUUCCUAUACUGAUCAAGAACUUUAAAUAGUGAGAAAAAGAUGGGGUACUGGCCUGCUAUUUUCAGUGGAAGCCUGCACUUCUCCUGUGAUUAGAAACCUUCCCAUUUCUAACCUUAGAUUAUGCGAGGCCCACAUUAUAGCCCUGUGCUAAUGUCAUUCUGUAUCCUAAGCAACUCUUUUUUCCCCUGCAUUUUUACAGAGAGCAAAUCUGUCAGUCAGUGCUGUCUUACACCAGCCUGUGGCUUCUGAUUUCUGGAAAGACAGGUUCAUCAUUCCCCUGUUGUUUGGGUUUUUUUAAAUCUGUUCUCUUUCCUAAAUGUCUUAAUUUUAAGUACAGUUACUACCCUGGAUUCUGGUGCCUUUCACAGAUUUCUUUUUGGUUUUGGUUCUAUGCCUCCCCCCUCUUAACUACUCUUAAUUUUAAAUACAGAAAUGGGGAAAAUAUUUUGAUUCCUGUCAGAUUUUCCUAAAUGCUCUGAAGAUAAUUGGAGGGUUUCUAUAGUGCCCUUCUUUUGAGAGAAAGAAAAUUUGUACUC